GGAAGGAACCGGCCGGCGAGCAGAACGAGGCGACGAGUGCUUGGCGUACCGGGCGUACGGUUUGUGUGGUGCGCGCUACCGUCGAGACAGGCUCGGAGACCCCGGAGAGAGAGAGAGAGAGAGAAAGAGAGUGCACGCGCGAUCGAGAAGCGGCCAGCGGCGCAUCUCAGAGUCGAGGGAGGAUAUAAGACCACGAGCUUGAGAGUCGAAAGGAGCGGUCGUAACCCCGCGCGAGCGACUCAACCCCAGCCGGUGAAAGGGGACGGUGGACGAGGAGUUUCUUUGGAGACGCGCGCAGCGUUAUAGGCGAAAAUGACGAUGGCAACCGAGACAGAGAACAACGGGCCCGAGAGCAAGGAGAUCAAGGACGUGAAGGAGAUGAAGGAGGCGCUUAAGGACGACGCGCCGCCGGACAACAAGCAGGAGGAGAAGGACGCGGCGGCGAAGAAGGACGAGACGGCCGGGAAGAAGGAGGACGACGCCGCCGCGGCCGCGGCCGGCGCGGCGACCGCGGCGCCGGCGAAGGCCAGCACUGUGCACCAUCCCGACUACGAGAAGGAUGUUGUUUAUCUGUAUCAGUUCCCGCGGACGCCGCUGCUGCCAUCCCUGUCCCCGUACGGUCUCAAGGUGGAGACGUGGUUGCGGUUGAACGGCAUCAAGUACGAGAAUGUUGAUCACAAGAUGAAAUUCCGCUCCAAGAAGGGCCAGCUGCCGUUCGUCGAGCUGAACGGCGAGGAGAUCGCGGACAGCACCAUCAUCCUGCGGGAACUGAGCCAGAAAUUCGGCAAGGACCUGGAUGCCGGUCUCACGUCCGAGCAGCGAAGCGUCUCCCACGCCAUGAUAUCCAUGAUCGAGAACCAUCUCGUCUGGGUUGUCGCGUGCUGGCGCACGAAGAACCUGGAUCAGGUGUUGAAGGGCUACAAGGUCAAUCUGCAGCUCGCCCUGGGAUCACGUAUCCCGAACGCUAUUCUGAACUUCUUCUUCAAGCUCACGUUCGGACGUAAGUUGGAUUGGUUGCAGGGCGCGAGGAAAGUGAAGGCUCAGGGGAUGGGCGUGCACAGUGCGGAGGAAGUGUCCCAGUUCGGCUGCACCGAUCUCAAGGUACUCUCGGACACGCUUGCCGACAAGCCCUUCUUCUUCGGAGACGAGCCGACUGCCAUGGACGUAGUGGCAUUCGCGCAUCUCGCUCAAAUCCUGUACAUCGACAAAGACACGCCGUACAGCCUGCGGGACUACAUGGUCGAGAACUGUCCCAACCUGGUUGGACAUUGCUCGCGCGUUAAAGAACGAUGUUUCCCGGAUUGGGACGAGAUCUGCUCCAGCCUGGACAUGAACACGCAUCUGCCGAAGCCGGAGAAGCGGGAGGAGAAGGAGGGCAAGGAGGAGGCGAAGGAGUCCAAAGAGUCCAAGGAGGAGAAGGAGGGCGACAAGGAGAAGGCGGACAAGGAGGAGAAGGAGGUCGAGAAGGACAAGGAAGUUGACGAGAACAAAGAAAAAGAGAAGGACGGCAAAUAAGCGGUCUCUCGUUGUAAAGGGAAGUAAUAUGUCGUUUUCAAGGGGAUUUAAAGGCGAAGAGUCGCGGAAGGUGUAUUGGCGAAUGAAUAAAGAUAGAGAGAAAGAGAGAGAGAGAGAGGGAUAGUUUGACGGCAAGAGUGUGUGUGCGUGCGUGCGUGUGCGUGCGUGGUUGCGUGAAUGUGAACGACGGAGACGCGAGGACGAUGUAGAAAGCACGUAUAGAAAUGAUGACCGGGACGGCGGAGGAGGGGGGGGAAGGGAGUUGCCGGAAGUGAGAGAUUGUUUGUUGAG
Messenger RNA from Wasmannia auropunctata (little fire ant), 1806 nucleotides. It is a transcript of the gene fax, whose product is annotated as failed axon connections. The transcript has 4 exons. Lineage: Eukaryota; Metazoa; Arthropoda; Insecta; Hymenoptera; Formicidae. The record is from RefSeq and is a predicted model, not a curated record. The coding region runs from base 313 to 1515 and encodes 400 amino acids. Gene Ontology annotation, cellular component: cytoplasm.